This is a messenger RNA of Meloidogyne enterolobii, 1272 nucleotides long. The record is from the annotation of a GenBank genome assembly. Lineage: Eukaryota; Metazoa; Nematoda; Chromadorea; Rhabditida; Meloidogynidae.
AUGCAAAAUGGUUUCAGUGAUGAUUUAAAUGAACUAGAAAUUUCAUCAGUAAACGUUGAACCACUUAAUAACCGAGAAAAAUUAGGGCGCCCAGUUUACAAAAAUCUCUUUCCCGACUUCAAAGAGCGAACUGCAUGUCUUCAUCGAGACCUUAUUUCCGAUUGGAUAUCCCUUCUUUUGGCUGAAAACCGUGAACGGGUUGAAAACGUUGAUGAUACGUUUAAAUGUUUUGUGAAUCCCAAAAGUGUGGAGUAUCUGUUUACUGUUUGUUUGCGGUUACAACUUCCACCGGAUGUUAAAUAUAUUGCCUUGGAAAUUUAUAACAAAUUUAUGACUCUCCAUACAACUUCCCUAUAUGAAGCAAUUAAUUCUCAAAAGAGUUUAUCAGUCACGCAAAAGGAGGAAAAAUGGGAACAAAUAUUUACAACAGUUUCAAGACAAGUAGCAUUGAGAAUACUUUCUUCUGUUCAAAUAGCCUCUAAACUUCACAGCUACAGCAUGGGUCUAACAAUUGACAGAGUACGUUAUUGUCUUCAAUUACUAGGCUAUGCUUAUACUGAACAGUCUAUACGAAAAUCAGAAAUACGCGUUUUGAUGGCCAUUGGAUGGUGUGCGAAUGUUAUGCAAACGCCUGUUACUUAUAUUGAAACUUUUCUUCACACAAUUUAUCGUCUCAAUUGUCAUCUAGAAAUGAACACUCGUGCUUUGUGGGAUUAUUCUUUACUCAUUAUGGAUUGUAUAUUUCUGCAUUCAGAAGAGUUUUAUCAACGAGUUGCAAUUGUUGCACAUGGAAAUAAUGCACAAUAUGUGCCUAUGAAACGAUUAGGCCGAAUCGAAGCAGAUUAUGUUUUAUUAGCCUCCGGCGUUAUAGUUGCAGCUUGUAUUUGUGUACAUGGAGAAGACUUUGUUGGCACUGUGUUAAUAACAUUACAAAAAACAACUGGUAUACCUGUUGACUCAAUAAGGGAUUUUUAUGUUGGAAUAUACCAAACUAUACAAGACCAUGAAGUUGCUGUGAGUUUUUGUCUUCUUUUUAAUUUUAUUUUUCUCAUUUUUAACUUUUAGCAUCCCCUAGAAACGUCUGAUUUGAGAAGAAAUCUUUAACUUUUAAAAAAAAUUUUUUCGAAUAUUGAAGUGAAUAAUUUAAACAUUUUUUUGUGUUAUUUAAACUAGUGACAGAGUUACCCUUAAAUUUUGAUUUAAAUUUUUGUUUUGCUGUACAAAUUGAUACAUUAUUUUCAAUUUUUCUCACUUUUACAUUUUGAAUAAAUG